Messenger RNA from Orussus abietinus, 19159 nucleotides. RefSeq lists its product as uncharacterized. The transcript is spliced from 18 exons. Bases 3571 to 17826 code for a protein of 4751 amino acids. Gene Ontology annotation, cellular component: nucleus. Gene Ontology annotation, biological process: regulation of gene expression. NCBI's taxonomy places the organism in Eukaryota, Metazoa, Arthropoda, Insecta, Hymenoptera, Orussidae. The record is from RefSeq and is a predicted model, not a curated record.
ACGGACAAAGGACACUCGGAAUGUCCGUCGAGAGAUCGCGAGACGAGGUUUGGACGGUCUCUGGACGACCCGUUCCAUAUUUCGCGAUUUGGCCUAAUUGGACGCACGCAGCUAGCCGCCAUUGUGAAUCCGAAACGCCCUUCGAGGCGUCGAGGUUUGCCUGGGGCUAGUGUCGCGACUGCCAUUGCGAGGUCGGCCAUCGCCUCGGUUUUUUUUAGUAACAAGGGCGAGGAGAGUCCAGGAGGGUCCAGUGCGUUUAUACGGGGUCGAGUUUUACCGAGUUUUACGCGGUUUAACGCGGUUUUACGUAAUCGGCAGAUCGAAAGGGUUUCGGGAGACUCCUUUGUGCGCGAUUUUUAGAGACGCGUCGUCGAGUAGGCUCUCAGUAGAGAAGAAAUCGUUGCCACGCACUGCUUAGCCGAAGGAAGAGAUACGUUUCGAAAAGGCUAAUGUGGGGAGGGAAGAGUUGCCAAGUAUAAUGGAGAACUUCAUGUUCACGAUGACGCGGUAGGAUAUCAGACAAGUUUCAUUUUCUGCCACGGAAGGUAUUUUCAGCAGGAUACUCUACAAUUUUAUCACCGAAUUUUAACCCAUGAUUUAAGAAAAAUACCCUAAAAAUCCGAAGAACAUUCCACUCGUGGGAAGAAAACAAACGAAACUCAUAAACGGACGUCAACAGUUAAAUGCACAAGACCAUACACAACUUCAAAUCCACGAGAAAAUGCUAUCAAGACGCGGUAGCACCGUAGACAAGAUCAUAUAAAAAAACUCGGUAGAGUUUCGAGCCAAAUACAUUUUUGAGCGAGAAUCUCGUAGCGUUGAUUCCUUUAUACUAAAGGUAUUAACGUUAUUAAUUAUGUACGUAUAAAACUUUAUUUUAACCCAUGACCUAAGAUUACGUACACACGCAUACAAUUAAAAUUAUAUAUACGCAUACAUUUUCGUUUCAUUUUCUGCCACAAAAGGUAUUUUCAGCAGGAUACUCUACAUAUCCCUUUAACACUGAAUUUUAACCCAUGAUCUAAGAAAGAUACCCUAAAAGUCCGAAAAACAUUCCACUCGUGGGAAGAAAACAAACGAAACUCAUAAACGGACAUCAACAGUUAAAUGCACAAGAUCAUAUAAAGAAACUCGGUAGAGUGUCGAGCCAAAUACAUUUUUGAGCGAGAAUCUCGUAGCGUUGAUUCCUUUAUACUAAAGGCAUUAACACUCUACAUGUACGUAUAAAACUAUUUUAACCCACGACCUAAGAUUACGUACACACGCAUACAAUUAAAAUGAUAUAUACGCAUACAUUUAAGAUUACACAUACAUACAUCUAUGAUACACACUAAAAGUGUGAUUGAACUCGUAGAAAAUGAACAGUCCACUUGACAUUCGGAUUUCCCGAAGACAAAGCAGGUAUAGACCCUUCAAAACGAAGUCGGCUGGACAAAGAGUCUCGUAGCGGUUCCGUGAAGGUGUGGUGGUGAGCUAGGUACACGGCGUCAACGGUAGCACAGUGUAUCCCUGCCUAAAGCCGGCGCGGCCCAUCGAUCGCAUUCUAUCCUAAGGUAGAAAGGACAACCGGCCACGUGGGUUGGAUUAAAGCCGAAGGAUAUUCACUUCGUCGUCCUCCGUGUCUAUAACCUGGGUCGCAUAGGUCCGAGGGCUCCUUGGACGACCCCGUCAUUCGUGGCGCCCUCGCCAAUGACGACACGUCGUCCUCGCAGACAGCGACCCCUCGUGUCUCGUUGCCCGAGGCCGAUUUCCAAAAUGGCAUCCUAGCCAUUUAUCUCGCAGGACGAGACGGAUUUCGGCAGUUGUGUUCGUCUCGGGCCCCGGAAGGCUUCGCUCGAUUCCGGCCAUUUCCGGCACCCGAGCCAGGCGACUCAUGCCACGGUAGGGAGAGAAUCCGUCUACGUGGCAGAGCUCAGCGUCCUCCUCGGACUUGCGUCAUCCUUUCUUCGCUCGACCACGAGCGACGUUUGCGGGCUUAGAUCCUCCAUUUCAUGGUAAAUAUUCACAUCUUCAUUCCCCUCUGCACAUUCUUCGCUUAUUUUCAUGCUUUGAGUGCGGUUUCACUCGAGGAAAUGUUUGCACUGAACUCAGUCGAUUUUAGGGGAUUGCUGUAGAAACGGUGAAAGAGAAGUUUCAUGGAAAUGAGGUAUACCUCGUCAAGGGGUAUAUUUUUAAUUCCCUGAGAACGUCGACUCGGUUUUUUUUUCACUCUUCCAUGGCGUUGGAAUACCAGACCUUGAAGGGGAGACAUUUUCUUCACUCUCUUCUUGGCUUAGUUUAUUAUUUAAGGUCGCCGGGUCUUUCCAGAUGUAGCAGAAAUACAAUGUCACUUGAGAUAUGUUAUAAUCCAAUUUUUUGUAUCAUUUUAUGGAAUAUUUAUAAUGGUUACCGUAGAUUCAGGAUUGCCAUGAAGUGCGUCGAUGGUCGAUCGAGUGUUUCGCGCUUCCGCCGCUAGUUUCCGUUGGCGCUGCAGUUGUUUCCCUGGAACUAAACUGCUCGAGUAGGAAACGGUUAUCCUUUGAAGUUAUCGCUGUAUUUACUCCACUUCUGUUUAUCGCGGCGUUAUCGUCGCCGUUAUUCGAUAUUCUAGCCCUAAUUUGAGCGCGACAUAUGUUUCUAAUUGAAGACAUCAAAUGACAUAUCUAGUCACGUUUGCGUUUCGUGUAUUCCGAUCCGCUAAUGUAUACUCUCGGGUUUAUUGGGCGUUUCCGCGAACUAUUCGGUUACCAAGCUGCUGCUUCACGGUUCCGCCGUUCGCGUCCGUUGGCGCUGAUGUCGCUUCUCAGAAAUCUAUUGCGAUGAUGAAAUGCAACGCUUCAGUUGCUCUAUAUAUCCGACAUAUCCGUACGUUCCAUCCAGGGUUGGGUAUGUAAUAUACGUGGUUUUCUACGUGUAUAUUACAACGUAUAAUACGUCCCUAGUUAAUUUAUUAUUCCAUACAAAUAUUUAUGCUAUAUUAUAUGCUAAUAGACGUUUAUAAUCUAGCGGAUGUCGUGUAUCGCACAUCUGCGGCGUCCUUUAUAUCGAAAACGUAAUUUACUGAUUUCCUACGAUUUUUCACGAUAAUUUACGUGGUUCACGUAAUAUGCGUCGAAAUCCUCGAUAAACCCAAAAUUAUACUUUAUACAACCCUCAGUUCGGUAAAUAACGUAUUUCAAUGUAUUUCUAUUCUCCCAGCAUUCAGAUUUUUAUUCCGUGCAGCUCUCUCUACGUUAACGUAGGCAUCAAUGUUCUCAAAUACGCGUUCCGAUUCCUUUCAACGAGCGAACCAAGCCGGAGCCCUUCGGCCGUUUCCGUGGUUUCCUUCGGCUUCCGAUCGCGUAGUACCCGAUCCCGCCGCUCGGCGCCGCGGCGGCACUGGCGCUUCUCCGGCGCACGUAGCCAGCAACUGGCGCUCCGACCUCCCGCAGUAAACACGUAGAGUCUAGUAUUAUAACUGCGUGACCGCGCAUACGCCCUGCGAACCUCGACCCGACUCCGCGAACGUGGAAGUACGUGUUGCAUCACCUCAUCACGCAUCAUUACGUCACAUUCCCACCUGCCGGUGGGCGCUUCCUUUGAGCGGGCAAGAUGGAGGACGAGUACAAGAAAAAGGUCGCCGACAUGCAAAAGUACACUCCGGUUUUGGAGGUACUGAUCGAGCAAUUCCAGAAGGGGACGUCGCAACAUCAUCUGGAGAAAAUACAGAGCCUUCGCGCGGUUCUGUUAGACACCAACAGGAAGUUGAAGUAUGAGACCUUGCUGAGGUGCGAAGAUGUCCUCCAGAAUCUGCAUAAAAAAGUAGAACAGUUUCAGGUAAACUUAUCCGGAUCGAAUUCCUCGGUCAAGAAGAAUGUCUCCGGCUCUGCAGAUUCCGAUUCCGACGACGUCGAUCUGAUCGACCCCACGCAAUUCUGGGAGUGUAGAUUUCAGGAAGAAAUAAUGGAGUUAACACCCGCAAGUCCGAGUCCUCCUGCUAGUCCCGAUUGCUCCUCGCUUCUGAGGCCAGUGAUAAUACCGACCGAAAGAUGCGAGGAUUUCGAGGCUAGAAGCGACUUCGACAUCCUCUUCGAGAGGCAGAUGCGGCUCAGUACGGGCGAGGUGGUAGACAGCGCCACCACGUUCGAGCGAGACAGCGAGCGAAACAGUGAGCGAAAGGAGAAACGAAAGAGCCGCCUAGAGAAGCGAGAUAGCACGAAGUCGUACGAAGGCCGCAACGAGGUGAAGCGAAAGGAUAGGUACAAGGAACCGGCGGUAGCGAAGAAGAGGUCGCCGAGCCCGGAGUGUUGGGACAGUCCUCCAGGGUCGCCAAAUGGAAAGCGAGUGCCGUCCCCUCGACCCAUCCCGAUGUACAUACCGCUGAACGGCGUCAGGGAGCCCAGAAAAUACCAGGACAGGGACGAGCAAGACGCGAACGACUGGAAUAUCCUGGAGAACUCGGAGCGCUACAACCACAGGAAGCAGCGGACGGAGCCCUGGCACUCGGUCCUGACCACUGGGCCGGAUGUGGCCACUGCAGCGAAACUGGUGGGCAACAACUUGCCGAAGAGGAGGGACCCCGAGAGGAGAGGUCACGGGGUUCCACUAGAGCCGCACGUGCCGACAGUUCCGGUGCCAUCCUUAGGGGGCUCCAGGAGGCUGACGUCGGUGCUGGAGAAGAACAGGCUCAGCGGCGUGGAGCUGGACCUGAUGGACUUGGACUCCAGGCCGGAGUCACCGGUGAACGUCCAAGAGGCGCGGCUUAAAUCCCCCGACCCGGAGAUUCUCUUCCCCAGGCCGAAGAAAGUGUCGCCGAAGGAGGAGCGAAGCUCCACCUCGAAGAAGACCUCCCCGAAGACCACGGCGCCGCUGCUGCUGUCGCCCCCCGCAGUACUGACCGUCCCUCCGCUCUCCAUGGAGGACCUCGAGGAGCUGCUGAACGACGACGGCGACGCCAAGGGCGACAGCAAGCCGAAGAGGGGCACCCUGGGCGAGGAGCUCGUUAAGGUCAAGAAAGACCUAAAGAAGCAUCAGAUUAAGAUUAAGCAUAAGUCUAGCGAUAAGUCUACGGAUAAGUCUAGCGAUAAGUCAUCGGACCCCAGGAACCGUCCGCCCUCCCCGCGACCAUCCGAGCCCCGGUAUGCCGAUUACUACGAUCGACUUUCCAGGCACCUUCAAGAAGUCGAAUCCGAUAAGAACGCAGGGUCCGAGACGCUGUCGCGGUUAUCGGACGAUACCUCUGGCUUGAGUUUCACGAUAGACAAAAGCGUUGCACAGUCUUACAUGAAGUGGCCGCUGCCAGGGGAGACGAGCGACGGCUCUGCUUCCCCGGAGUACUAUGGCGACUCUAGACUGCCCAAUCACCAGCCCCCCAUGCCUGGUGAAGCUCCACCGGCGCCUCCACUUCCACCGGAGUCGAGGCCUUCCAUUCAACCGCCUCUGCCGACGGAACCACCCAGAGUGCCUUCAGAUCCCAGACCACCUCCCGAUCUCAGAACCAUACCCCAGCCCAACACCGUGGCCGCUGACUACUGCAACCCCCAUUGGAUGCCUGUUGGCUAUGGGGGUAACGUUACCGCCCCCCAACCCGUUCUGGCACCAGGCAUGCCGGGUCCCUAUCCGAUGGCUAUGCCCAUGCAUCAGGAUAUGUGGAACAUGGCGCCGGUGUCCAAUGCGAUGCCCGUGGACCCCCAUGGGAUGAGCACCGUGCAGUCAGUCUCUAUGCCUAUGAACGUGACGUACCCCGGUGCUCACACCCAGGUCGUCGGGUCCAUGGCGAACCCCAAUAUGCAAGGGGACAUGAACAUGCAACCCAUGAUGGCGGCCCCAGCCUACCCGGUCGGCCAACCCACGUAUAUGGGGUACCAACAUCCGGGAUGGAACUGCGAGAGACCCAACACCGACUUCGCCCAGAACGGCGAGUCCUGGGAUUCCUCCCCCCACGGGGGAUCUGACAAUUCGUUCCCUGUACCUGCAGGUCCACCCGCUUCUGGGCCUGCAGCGUCCAGUGGGUACCAGAACUCCGAGGCUCCCAUCGUCUGGGGCCGUAAGUUCUUUAGCGACAGACCCAGAGAUGGGAAUCCCGUAAAGGACCCUAGGAUUCUUUCUGGAAGAGACCCUAGGACUCGUCCUGAUGUCACUGCUAGUGCUAGCAGGGACCCUAGACUUGCCAAGGCCAAUCAGACCCCGCUACCAAUGAAACCUGUGGAGGUACCUGCCCAUGGUCCCUCGAUCAUCAAGGUCCCUAUACAGUCCUCCGUUGAUAGGAACCCCAAGAAACGCGUCGUCGAGCAAAAGGAGUACAAGAGGCCUGCGGUGCCGCCGCAAAAGAGCAAGGAAAAGCCGAAGAGCAAGCCGGUAGAGGUGAAGAAGAAGAGGAACCCUGUUCCUGGAACCAGCAGCAAACAGGGAGCUAGUGCUGAUCCUUCUUCCAAGGAGGUGAUGCAUUCCCCGUUGGAGAGCUUGUAUGGCGUUGUCGAUACCAAAGCGAAGACGGGCCAGGGCUAUGGCCUGCAAAAGUUCAAGAUACCGAAGCUGAAGAAACAGGCUUCACCCCCGAAGCCGACUCUUGACUCGGUUGAUGACAACUGGGAUGCGAAUCAGGAGUCCUGGAAUUCUGGCGGGGGGAAUGAAAAUUGGGAUGACGAACCUGCUGCAGAAAAUUGGGCUCCUGGUGCUCCUGCUCAGAAUUGGGCUGAGGAUGUUCAGGUCGACUCUUGGAAUGACUCCAACAAACCGGCUGAAAACUGGGAUGACGAAUGCCCAUUGGACGAUCCUCAGCCAGCCGAGAGCUGGAAUCCUGAGGAGAAGAAUAAGGGAGCUACCAAGGAUGAUGCUGAAGACGCCUCUGCUCGCGCCAGGAGAAGCUUGGAUAUGCUGAAGAAGGACGAGCUGCAGGAGAUCGUCGACGCACUGGUGAAGAAGUCCCUCGGGCUGGAAGACGCACAGCUUCUUCAGAAGAUCCUGAUGAACGCGAAGAAGAAUGAGAUGAAGAAGCUCAUGAACGCUGAAUCUGAGAGCAGUGCUGAGGAGGAGCUGAAGAAAACUGCGGCCAAGAAGAAGAGGCGGGUCAUAGUGUCCGAUAGCUCGGAGGAAGAGUGCCUGGCGGAGAGACUGAACAUGUUGAACGCAGGCGAUGAAGAAGGUCAAACAAAGAAAGGGGCCAAAGAUAAGAGCGAUGAACCUAGAGAGAGGAAAUCCAAGGCUUUGGACGGCUCCAAAGACGUCGGGAACGAAGACGUUGCAAGUGAGAAGAAUGCGAAUGAGGAAGCUGGGAAGAAAAAGAAGAAGGCGAAGCCGCGGAGGAAGCAAGAUGGCGACGCGGUGGAAGAUUCAGAAGAUGAGGCUGAAGAGAAGAGGAAGGGAAGGACCUCCAGGGCGGACAAGCAGAAGGACCUGGAUGGAUCCGUGGAGAAUAGGGAAGAUGCCAAGUCCUUGGGCAAGAAGAAACCUAAAAGAAGGAACUCUCUGGAGAUGUUGCAGGAAGACAUUAGGGAGAUGUUCAUCUGCGAGGAUGUGGUCACUGCAACUGGUCGUCGCAUGUGCAGGGCUGCGAAGGAGGGUCAGUCGAACCUGGACAAUUCGAAUCUUCUUGGAGCACCUACGCAGAACCAAGUCGAGGAUGCCGAAGAGUCCAGCCUGGACGAGUCCACUUCGCUUUCCAAGAAGAAGUCGAAGACGAAAUCGGAUACCGAAGAGGCUGGUCUGAAGUCCAGGGGCACCAGAAGAAGCAAGAAACGAUCCGCGAAGCUGCUCUCCAGGAGCAUCGUGGACAGCUCUGAUAGUGAACUCGAAGAGGCCAGAUCCAUGUUCCAUGUUCCUCUGACCGCUGAGAAGUUGCCUCCUUCAGGGACCGCUGAAGAAGCCGCUUCUCUACAGAAGAACAAACGCGUUACUCGUAAGACUGCGUCCAAAGAGGGAAAGACGUCAUUGGAGAACCCGAAUUUGGGUGGGGACUCUUCAAGGCCGAUGUUCGACAGUUCCUCUGACGAGAGCUUCGGCAUCGACGUAUCGGAAUUGACGGCGGCUGUCGACAUAUCUCUUCACCAUGAAGAACAAGCUGAACCGGGUUCCUUUGGGGCACCUAAGAGGAAACCUCGAGCCGCCGCCAAACGCAAACAAACCCCGAAGAGGAAGACUUCUGCUCUCAAUGCUGAAGACAAGACUGGAGAGAACGCUUCCUUCACUGAUGAGGGAAGCAUGACUUCCGACAUCUCAAUGACCAGCAGCAAUAUUUCGGCAUCGGGCAGGAAGACCAAUAGAAGUGUAGCAAAGUCGCACAGAACCGCUAAUGAAGACAUGUUGACGAACAUCCUGUUGGACCUGGACAGACAGAACGAGCAGGAUAUCGACAAGCCCAGUGACGCCGAGGUUGAUCAAGAGGUGGAGGACGCGUUGGGGGCGGGCGAGACCACGAAAAAGCCGAAUCAGAGGAAGAAGAAGAAGAAGAGCAACUGGCAGCUGGGCAUAGUCUCCAAGAGGAAAAGGAAGAAAGGUCCUUCCGCAGCUUCUCCCGCGAACGUGGCCGAGGCAAAUCCUACAACACAGGCAGACUCUUCAGCAAGUGGCGGAGCAGUCGGCAAUGGAGAUGUCAAGCCCUUCGAAAUCCCGAAUAAUGGGUUCCUGGGGGUCGACAAGUCCACCAUAAAGAGACCUGGGUACCUGGACAGCGAAAUCGUGACGAAAGACGAGACCAUCACUACUGAAGAGAAGCCACUUCCCAGAGUUAACGCGUCCUUCAGUGCAGAGCUGAUCACUAUUCUCGAUGACGACGCUCCCGGGGAUGGCUCUCUGGACCUUGAAGCUCCACCAAAUACCCCGAACACUCUGAAAGCAGAGAAGGAGGUCAAUGAUGUAUCCACCAAGGACAAACAGGGUACAGGAAUCGCAAUAACAGAAGAUAAGAUAAAGAUUGAAGUUUCUGAUGGUGAAGACGUUAAAAUAACACACGUAGUGCCCAAGCGCGAGGUCGACGUUCCAAGCAGAGGAGUUCCGAAAGUGGAAGUGACCACCGAGCAGGAAGCUGAAGAGACCCAAUCGGGAAUCCAGAUCACACAGGUGAGAACCAAGCACGAGGCUGAAGAGCCGGUGGAGCUACCAGGAAUCUGUAUAACGAAUGUGAGAACCAAGGAAGAAGUGGAAGAUGUUACACCCUCUUCAGGGAUCCCACUAACAGUGCAGACCAAGUGCGAAGCCGAAGAGAUCCCUGAAGUUCCCGAAAUCCCAAUUCCCCCGAAAUGCGAGAAGCAGGAACCUCCAGAAGUGAGUUGUACAGACCCUGAAGACGUGAUUGAGCUGACCAUGGUGAAGGAUGAAGACAUGGUGACGAAGAGGAGUCUUCCGGCAGUGAUGAACGCCGAUCAGCUGGUGAGCUACACCUGGGUCGGGCAAGAAAGGUACAAAUGUCUGCACUGCUUCUUCUAUGGGAAGAACAUAGUGCAUCACUAUAAGCUAAACCAUCCUGAUAAAGAAGUGUCUAUAUCGAGGCUUCCGGUCCCUGAAGCGGAAAGGGCUAUCAGCGAAGCUAAAGAGCAAGACUUCGAGCAUAGCCCUACGGAGCCUCGACAAGACACAUAUAAGUUUAGGUGCAAGUUUUGUCACCUGAGAACCGAAGGUGUGUGCAACAUGGCGAUGGAAGCCUUCUACGAGCACUGCACGACACACACCGGUGAGUACAGAUUUAAGUGCGCUGGUUGUCCUUAUCAAACCGUGGCGAAGUCCUCCAUGAGGACCCACUACUACAAGGUGUGUCGAAAGACUCUCGCUGAGAGCAUUUCCGGCGCUAUUAUCGAGGAGAAGGUGCCGGAGGAUAGUCGGAUUUACGGGUAUAUCUGUUCGCUCUGCAAUUUUGUCCAGCUGAAGAGGCAGAACCUGGAGAGACACGUUGAAGAGUGGCACACGGACGCCUUAGGGACGGAGAUCAUCAAGAUCAACAUGUCCAACGACAUGGUGGAUGGUCCCAGUGCCCGAGAUGAACCUUUCAGCGUACCUGAAGACGUUGCUCGGAAAUCGGCACAAGAAGUUGACGAUGGUUCCCAGUUACCUGGGAACCUAGAGUCCGUCACGGCUGCUGGGGUCUGCGAAACUGAUAUAAAAGAUGAGACACAAUUGCCAAAUGAUGCGGUACCUUUAGAUGUGCAAACCGAAGAGAAACCUGCCUGUGUGUCGAUGGACGUGGAAACUCCGAAAGAGGAAUCCCAUGUUGAUGAGUUUGCUUCUCCAGUAGAGGAUGCACUGGAAGCGUCGAACGACGUGGAGGAGCCGAGGUUCGUCCUAUCGGCACCGGAUGUGGCGGAUGAAGACUCGGAUACCAUGCCCCUUCCGGAUAAUGUUAACGAUGCAGAGGCGUCUUUGGCAUCUGCUGAAGAUGUGGUACCUAAGGAAGACACUCCGGAACAAUCCACGCUUGCUGGGAACCUGAGUGCCUUCGUGUGUCCACCUGAGCUGGAGAACAAAGAGGUGGAGAUCCAGAUGGAGCGCAUGAAGAGGAUGCAGGAGAUUGCUGAAAACAUCGGCAUCAAGGUGAACAAGGACUCACCCAGGAAGGGGCUGUCCAUCACGGACAAGCUGAAGGACAUCAUGGGUACUGAUCUGGAUCGCGAGGAGACUUCGACAAACCCUUCAGCGGCUACUUCAGAUGCGUUGGCGACUCCUGCAGAUCUUGCCCUUGGCGAAACUGGUGCUUCAAGUUCGGGAACACAGUUGAAGACCGAUGACGAUGCUCGAUCGGAGCCUGCACCUGAAGCAAAAGUGGGAUUAAGGGCUCCUGUAGAGGGUGGUGAGCAGAAUAACAAUGAUGCGCCCAGCCUUGACGAGGUCAAAGCUGAAGGCAAGCUAAAAGACCCACUGACCACUGUCGGGGAACCCCUCAAGACCUACGUGAGCGACGUGGAAACCAGCGAUAACGAGAACAACGUGCAGGGUAAUUUACCUUAUGACUCGGAUUCCUCGGACACUGACCACGAGGAAAUGCAGACUGAUGUGAAUAGCUUGCUGAAGGAAACGUCGGACAUCAAUGGGUCUUCCAAAGGUCUCAUGAUGACGACUAUUCAGAGGCUGGCUGCACAACUUCAGGGGAAGACGUUGCCCCAAACUGCUGCCGAGGAUGAUGCUAUCUUGACUCCUGGUCAGGAAAAUGGAGGGCAAAUUCCUGCGACGAAAGUCAUUCCUAAGCCUCCCAACGUCGUCCCCAUUUCCAGCAUCAAGCGCUUCUUCGAGCAGAAACCCGCUGAAGCGUCCGAUGCUCAGCUCCCGAAGUCUGAAAAUCAGACAGAAGCUAAACAAGGAACUCAAUCUGCCAAACAAGAUGACAAGCCCAAGAAUUUCAUCAUCAGACCUAGAAGACUAAGUGGAGACAAGCUGUCCAUUCCUGGACCUGCGAACGACGGCCAGGAGAGCACCUCUUCUUCAAGUACUGCGCCUAGUGGGAACCCUUCAGAGUCGAAAGAAGAUGACGACGACUGUUCCUUCCUGAAGAUCGAGAGCGUCAUGAGUCUCGCAUCCGACAACGCCACCAGUGAGAGUUCUGUUAAGAACGUGCGACCCUUGACGGAGACUUCUCCGGCGAAGGGCCAGCAGCGGUUGUCUCUGUUGAAGACCGGCCCCAUCAUUCUGAAGAGACCCAUCAGACCUGCCCAGGUGGUGACCCUUUCAGGAACGGUCCAGUCAAUGAACCAGCAGUUUCCCGAAGGACUCAAGCUGAUCCCUGUCCCGCCACCCGCAGGAAGCCUCUCUGGUGGGUUCGUCUCCAUUUCAGGGAAGCCGAAUGUGACCGUCCACGUAGAUCCCAACAGUCUCUCGUUUCCUGUGUCUCCAAGUAAGAAUGCCAGUUCCUCUAGCCAGGCGACCGCCUACAACGUAGAGAACGUUACCACGCCAAAGCUUAAUUACAAAAUAGUGAAAGUCGUGCGAGCUGGGAGUAUCCUAAAGCACAAGGAGCACGCUGGCCAGAUGAUGGCGAUGAAGCUGAAGACCCCUGAGACCUUGAGCUUGAUGCUGACCCAGGAGAAGCUGCGACACCUGUACAAGUGCAUGGCUCGCUCCUGCAGCUUCACCACCAGCUCGGUAGAGAUGUUCCAUUCGCAUUACCUGGAACAUGAAAAGUCCAUUAGUGAAAAGCGAGCCGUGCCCAGCAACGACUACAGGACUUGUCCCUAUUGCUACACCGUACUGGCCGAUUGGACACAGUUCAAGCAACAUUUUGACGAGAAACAUGUCUAUUGUCGGUUCCAAUGCAGCUACUGCUUCUACAGGGGCCUUGUAGAGUCCUACAUCGAGAUACACCAGCUGUCCAGCCAUAUCGGGAAGUCUGUUGUCGUUCUUCUUGAUCCCAUGGUGAAGGAGAACCCACCGCCGGUCGUCAUCAACAAGCAAGAGUUUGUCCAGCCAUUUGUCUGCCAACAUGAAUGUGGCAAGUUCUUCUACGUACCUGAGACUUUUAUUAGUCAUUUGAAGACGAAGCACUGCUCCAUGUUGUCCAUCUUCAAGUGCCACCUGUGCCCGGCUACUCUUCUGAAAGCUGAAAAUCUUGUCUCGCAUUACAAGAUUCACGGGAUUUACAAGUACCAGUGCAUUUAUUGCCUGAACGGGUCGGACACCAUCUCGGAGCUGCACUUCCAUCUCAGCAGCUUCCAUUACCAUCAAAAGCCCACCAUCAUGGAAAGGUGUCUUCCACCACGGCCGGUAAAGAACAAGGACGUGAUAGAACAGCUGAUGCUGAGAAAUGUGGACGAGGUUUACAAGUGCUCCACAGAAACGAUCAGGCCGGUUCCAGGGCUGGAAAAAAGCCCGAAGUUGCUGAACUCCCCAAGUAAAAUUAACAUCGAUUCUCCCGUGGCCCUGGACUUAACAGCCGGUAGGUUUUUCCCUCUCAGUCCGGAGAAGCCUGGAAAAAUUGACAACUCGUCGAGUAACCCAUUCACAAUGGAGAAAAUCCACGCAUCGCCGAGCUGGAGAUCAUCCGAGAAACCACUGGAAACGUCCUUGACUGAAAAUCGGUCCUCAGACUCGAAAAAUAGUUCUCCCGCUUCUGAUAAUUCAACUCCGAGGACAGAAUCCAAAUCUCAGUCCAGAAAACAGGCGUUUACGAAAGUCCUGCAGGACGAUUCGGAGUUCCAGCAUUUGUUCAACAGUCGCACCGUUAGUGUCAUCAAAGAGGGCCCGAAGAGUUUAUGCGAACCUCUUAAUCAAAAUAUUCUUCAGGAACCAGAGUUGGUACUUCGCUUUGUGAACAGCGAUGCGAAUAAUACGGUAGAUCCCUUGGGAGUUGCAGAAAGUUUGAAUUGCAGCGAUGAGUUUAUCAACAUGAAUGUGCUGGAUAAUCCAGAUUUCUUGAAGAGUGUCGAAGACCGGUCUAAUGUAUCUGCCUUUAGUACCGAUUGUGAUAAAACUCAAGACGACAAUUAUGACAGUGAUAUCGAGAUUUUGGAAGACUUUGCGCCACCUAGCAGAAUGAACAUCAGGAGAGUCGCGACGAAAGAGGAGGCUGCGAAGCCGCUUGAACCAAAGAUCGAAGUCUUGGAUGUUAUCGAAGAAGACAAGCAGCUCUCUGCAAACGAAAGCAGUACUGAAAAUGAGAAUACUGAGAAUAUUGGUAAUGCUGACAAUGCUGACAAUGCUGACAAUGCUGACAAUGCUGAUAAUGCUAACAAUGCUGACAAUACUGACAAUGUCGACACUGAUAAUGCCGAGAGUAUCGAUGCAGACGAGGUGAAAUGUAAGACCGAAGCUCCGAAGGUGCAAGACAAGCCUCUGACUUUGGAAGACAUUAAAAACACUGGCUUGGAUGGAGAAGAUUUAUUCAAGUGUGGAUAUAAAAAUUGCACAUUUAGCGCGGCAACUGCCUUGUUGCUGAAGUCUCACAUCAAGAAUUGCAACUUGUCCGAUGGCAGCAUGAACCUAACCUGCAUUCACUGCAGCAAGAGGUUCCUACAGAUUCGUUUCUUGGUCGAUCACUUGAAAGUCCAUGGGUUGAAGCGUUUUGGGUGUUCUUUAUGCAAGAAAAGAUGCACCUUGCCGUACCAGGCCACUUCUCAUAUGAGACACAAGCACAAAUUUAAGCACAGCAAGUUGGUUCCUGCCGAUCCGAAGAAUCCAUCUGCGGAGGGACUCUUUAUCAUACAACCGAUGCCGACCACGGGCGAAAAGGGGAAGGGGAGGAAACGAGCUACUGCGAAGGUGCCAACAAAAGUUCCCAUAGUCGAGAAAGAGGUGGACAAAUCUGCAGAGAUUGAGAAGACUACUUUUGGCCCUGACGAGAUCGAAUCUCUUCCUCGACAAGCAAUUUACAACAGGGAGGUGCAGUGCGCAGUGUGUCCAUACACAACAAAAGUGAGAACGAACAUUGUCAGGCAUCUUCAGCUUCACGCCAAGGACGAAACCGUGCCAGAAUCAGGUCCAGUGAAUCCUGUGCCUUGUCUGGACAAAAGGGAGCGAAUGUUCGAUAAAAUGGUCAACCUGGCCAGCAGCUCCCACGAAAAUGGCCGAAUGGGUGGAAGGACGAAGGAGUCGAGUAAAGAUCAAGAAGACGACGAGUCUCUGCCGAAAUUCGUCCCGGAACACAAGAGGUACGUUUGCGGCGUCGCCGAAUGCAAUUAUUUAACAGUGGACGAGGCGAUGUUGAGGUACCACUUGAAGGCCUUGCACUCCGAAGAGCCAUUCUUCCGAUGCCCUCACUGCCCCGAAGUACCGGUGGGUCAAGAGUCUCAGAAUAUAGCCAUCGACAAAAUGGGAGUCCAUCUCAAAAUGCAUGAUACAAGGCUCUACAAGUGUUCCCACUGCAAUCACCAUCAUUACCACAGGCACGUCGUGGAGAGACACUUGGCCGACAAGCAUCCCGAGAAGCGACCCUUCGUCAAGGUGAUCAGAGAAUUGGAAAGCACGGAGAACGUUCAGACACCUCAAGGGGAACUCGAAGAGGACCUGCCAGACCCUGACGGCAACCACUGGAAAUGCAACAUCUGCGAGCACAAGUGCGUCUACAAGAUGGAGAUGAUCAGCCACGCUUCCUCGGCCCAUGACGAGAAGUCUCAGUACAAAUGCACCCUGUGCUCGUACAAGACCAACGGGAAGGUCAGUUUCGAGCAGCAUGUCACUGGGAAGCACCCGAAGGAGCCGAACGUCGAGUACACGAUGGUCUACCAGAAGAUAAAGAGGACCUCGAAGAAGAUCACCGAUACGCCGGAGCAAGUCUCCCAGGACGAGCCCUUCGACACGACUCCCCUUUGGAGGAGAGACAUGCCUCGUAUAAGACACAUCAGGGGGAUACUUCUCGAAGAGGAAGACGAAGUCGCCAGCUCGGACACCCCGAUUAAAUCGGGGAAACGGAAGAGCGACGCCGACCCCGGCUCCGGGAAACCGGCAAAAGUCAGGGCUGGUAAAGCUAGCUCUCUCGAUGGGAAUAAAUCGGAGGAUGUUCAGAAACGAUCUUUGUCCACCGAGAAGAAGACAGAGGAGGAGGAGAAAUCGACCAAGGAGACUCGGCCGACUCGGCAGAGUAAGGACACUUCCUCGAAGAGGACUCAGUCCCUCGACGUCUCCUUCUCUAGCAGCGAUGUCACCGAAAGCGUUGCUUCCGAUGAUUUUAAUGAACUCAGCGACUCCGAUAUCGGCGUCUUCGGUCCCUAUGGUAAACCCGAUGGGAACUCCUUUGUCUGUACGAUCUGCAAUCAGUAUAAAGUUAAGUCUAAGAACGACAUGAAGGACCAUUUAUACAAGGAGCUGAUGUACGCCAGGUGGAAGUGCAAAGGAUGCGGAUUCUUGGCGACGAAUGGGACCACUUUGAAGAAACAUUUCGUGAAGCACCAUUCCGAGAACAGCCCCGAGUUCGAGUCGCUUCCUGUGAAAAUGGACAUCGAGGAUUGGGUCUCCAGCCUGCUGAGGAAGCAGUUCAACCAGAUGCGAGGGACCGGCAGGAACGAGACCCCGAACAUCGAAACCGAGCGCGAGUCCUCGAAAGAGUUGCAAUCGCCCCAGAAAUCGGAAAUCUCGACAGACACUGAUAACACCAUCGAGACGGGUUCCAUCAGCAAUGCGGACAGCAAGAGCGCGAUAGUGGAAAUCGACGACGACGACGUCCAGGACGACGUCGAGGACACGAAGGAAAACCUUUCCAUCAUUAAAAUUGAGAAAAAACCGAUAAUAGUUCCUCCGAAGGACGUCGACAUGCCGCCUCCAUGCAAGCACUGCAACGUGCGGAUCUCGAGCUGGCGAGGUUUCAAGCUGCACGUCAAGGUGAACCACUUGAAACGUCUAGGGUUCCUCUGUCCAUAUUGCGAUAGAAGCACCAACUCCGAGCCGAUGAUGCGGCAACACAUCCACACGAAACAUCCUGGCCAGCUAGAGAAGGUGAUCCCCAAUCCGGACGCGGGAGGUCCUGAGUUAACGGAUGAGUUCUGGGAGAAGGAAUACGGCCUGACGUGUCCUCGGAGCUCGAAAUCGGGUUCUAAAAAACGAAAGCGUAAGGUCAGCCUGGAGAAAGUCGAGAAACAAGCGGAGGAGAUCGUCAAGUCCGAGGUCGACAUGACGUGUACGGUCUGCGACUUCGUGGCCUUGACGGUUUCCGGUCUGAAGAUCCACAUGAGGUCGCACUCCUCGGAGACGGGGAUCAAGUGCUCUCUGUGCGUCUUCGUGGGAGGGACGAAAGCGGAGGUCCUGGAGCACUUUGCGACCAGCCACUCGGGGGUGAAACAGGAAGAGCCGGGUCCUUCGCAGUCCCCGAGUCCGCCGAGCAAGGUCCGCAAGGUAGAGGACUACAGCGACGACGUGAUAGAGGAGGAGGUCGCAGUCAUCGAGAGCACCCCGGCGAAGCAGAAGCUGAUGUACUGCUGUUUCUACUGCUCCAUGAGGAGCCCCUCCGUGGACACGGUCAAGUCUCACUGGACCAUGGCGCACAAGGACUCCAAGCCCAGCAGUGCAUCUGGAAGCGCACCCAAAGGUAAACUCUUCUUCAGGUACAGGGAGAUCUACGUGGCCGUGCCGCCUCCGCAGAAGGUGCUCAAGUGCGCCUACUGUCCGAAGACAGCGACCAGGCAGACCCUGAGGGCUCACAUGAAGCAGAAGCACAAGGACCUCCCUCCGGACUUCGUAGACCCUGAAGAGCCCGUGCAGGACGGCUGGGUCUGCGACUGGUGCAACGAACUCUGCGAGUCCGAGGCGAAGGCCAAGCACCACCACAACAUGUUCCACUCCCAUCUAGCCCUGAAAGUUAAAAGAAGAAGUGAAGACGUCAGGGAGAUCGUUUGUCCGGAGUGUCCUUAUGCGACGACCUCUCCGGGGAACAUGAAGAAACACGUGGCUAGGCACAUAGACCUCUUCAAGUGCAAGCACUGCGACAAGGCCUUUGCUUUGCCGAACCUGGUUACCACGCAUAAUGCCGAGGCCCAUCCUGGCAUGGAACAGAAAAUCGAGAGUAUAACGAAUUACGAGGAACUCGUCGAGAACAUGAUGGCGAGGGUGUCUUACAAUAACGUGGAGGUGAAGGUGGAGAGGGCGAGUCCUAAGAAGGGCUCCGUGGCCAGGAAGUCUACGGCCAGGUCGUCGGUAGGAUUGAUGCCCUCGCCUACGAAAUUCAAGGCGGUCGCCAGGAAGUCGACCAACCCUUUGCCGAGGUACCCGCCGGGGAUCACGUUCGCCCUGGAGGGCUGCAGGGAUGCCGGGGGUGACCCGAGCAAAUCUCCUCAAGUUUCGUAUUACCGGGUCCCCAGGACUCCGGUUGACUUGUCCGUCUUGAGCACGUACAUGGUGGUCGGGGGACAUCAGAUGAAAGUGAACUGCACCACCCUGGCGCAGCUCAUCAACAUCAAUCCCAGGGUUAUGCUAAAGGACUGCAAACUGACGCGCCCUCUUGCGGCAGCUGCCAAUAGGAAAUAGCAUUUACUUGCCGGAAGGUCGGCCGCCAGAAAGAAGUGUAUGAGGAUCGUAUCAAUUAAUAGGGUUUAGUCUCGAGGUGAUAGACUUUCGGUUGGCGACAUUUUUCCCACCCUCGGCGCUGGCCAAUCAGCGCUCUGUCGAAUGACGUCACGCGGCCGCUGAUUGGUCGACGCUAAGCGCGGCAGGAGUGCCAACUGGAAACCCGGGAAAGUGAGCUCAAUUUGAAACGAUUAGGAGGGAAUGAAGGACUGAUUGCAUAUUUUGUAGAAACCGAAAUUAUUAACGGGUUCCUGGACAACGGCCAAUCACUUGAAAUAUCGACAAAGCUCGGAACAUUUCCAAUUUGUUUUAUGAUUACGUGAACUGAUAAUGAUGUACUCGGACAUGUUCUUAAUUAACAGGCAUGUAUAGACGCGCAAUGCUUCAAUGAAUCAUUAACCAGUACCAAAAAUUUGUGAGCCGUCGCUUUAACAGUGUUUCAGUUGGCAUUACAAUUUCUUUCUUUUUUUUUCUGUCUUCUUUUAUCUGCUUAAUAGUAAUCACUUCGUUGUAGAAGCAACGUCGACAUUGACCCGUUUAUUUCCAAAGCACCAGCACGUGAAACUGCACUUAUUGUUAUCGGAACGAUAAAGUUUUACCUGCGCAUUACGAUCUUUCCGAAGGGAAGGUCCAGUAAAUUGUAGUCCUGUUUCUCUCGGAUUACAAUUUUCUUUUAUCGUAUAGGGCAAGCUAGUUAAUUUAUUGUUUCAAAGCUGGACAGCGAAUCUUCUGUUUGAGUGCUCGACUCCUCGUACACACUUUUAACGUAGAAUGUUCAUCCUGUAUUAUAUGCUUGAAGUCUUUUCCGUUUUUUCUUUUUUUUUUUUUGAGGUUAGGUCAAUUAGUUCGUUUUUACGAAGUGGCCUCCGAGGCUUAGGACUGCAUUCAUGAGGACGCGGUUUAUCACCCGCGUUUGUAUUUAUAUGUGAUAUGUACAGUGUGUACCGAAUACAAGAUUCGCAAGUAAGUCGAGUCUUUUGACACUCAAAAGAAGUUGAACUGAGCCAUGUGUUUCGCAGCGUUACUAAUAAAUUGACUACUUUGGUUCCCUCGGGUUGUUUGGCCCUUGGUUGACAUUCGGUGACAAGAUACACCUAACCUAGCUUUCGUUUCUACUUAAGUAUUUAGUUAUUUAGUUUAGUGCGAGAGGAGAGCGAGAGGAGUAAGUUUCUGGCUCGAAAAGACAAGACUGACAUGAGUGUCCUACAUAAUUUAAAUGAAACUUAGCCGUAGUCAAGACCUGUACAUACUUUGUAACAUACCACUGGAAAUAAAUAUUUUUGAUUUUUAUAAA